AUCUGGUACAAUCAAUCAUUCAAACAGAACACCAGUAAUCCUGGAUAUACCCAAGGUUGACCAACGAGUGAUUACCAGGAUUCAGCCUGCAAGUAUAUCUCCCUCGCCUCACAUGGCUACGGAAUAUUAACUGUUAUGGGUAAUGUAAUGGGUGAAUGAAAUAUCAAAUACCAAAUCAAUCAGUCUUCUUAACAAAUAUCUCGUGACUUUUUCUUGGAUGUAGUCUCCUUGUAGUAAGUAAGCAAAACUUGUGAGUAACAUCUCUAUUUAAGGCGACGAUAUGAUAACUAAAACAUUUAUAUCUACCACUGUACCACAAGCACCCAACAAUUAAUUUAUCAAAUGUCUGAAAUCUCCAAUGGUCAGCGACAUGAUAGGAGUGCACUCGUCCUUUACGGAACUGAAACUGGAAACUCUCAAGAUGUGGCAGAGGAAUUGGGACGUGUGACGGAAAGACUUCAUUUCAUGACCAGGGUGUGUGAGAUGGAUGAGGUUGAUAUUGUAUGUAAUCCUUCCCUAUGUAUUAUCAGCAUAUGCUUAUUCGAAUCCAUCAAACAGAAAGAAUUGUUAAAAUAUCAGUUUGUUAUCUUCACAAUAUCAACUACGGGACAAGGCGAAUUCCCAAAGAAUUCGAGGAAAUUUUGGAACAGCCUUUUGAGAAAACGUUUGCCUCCUGAUUGUUUAAGUCACGUGAACUUUGCCACUUUUGGUCUUGGUGAUAGUUCUUAUGCAAAGUAAGUACAAGAUGGAAUGGAUUGAUAUAGACGGAAAGAUCAACUACUUCACAAGAUGAUACUCAUAUACUCGUAGGUUUAAUUUUGCAGCUCGUAAAUUACAUAAAAGGUUGGAACAGUUAGGUGGGAACGAAAUAUAUCCUAGAGGGGAAGCUGAUGAGCAACAUGAAGAAGGGUAAGUGGGAGUUUAUGUGGAAGAUUUCUUUCCUUCACAUCACUCUAUUGAUAUGGUAGUAUUACAACAUAGCAAAUUCUCUGGCUGUGUGCUCUAUGAUAAAAUAUAAGCUGUCGUGCUUUUUUUGCUUUUCAAUCUUCACACCUACAUCGACCGCACUUGCUAACACUAAUAGUGUUGAUGGAACUUUCCUAUCGUGGUAUAUUGACCUUAAAAAGAAACUCCUCGAAUUAUAUCCAUUACCGGAUGGCUUAGAACCAAUUCCCGAUGAUGUUCUUCUCCCUCCCAAAUAUUGGCUAGAGCUUAAAAAUGAAUCUACUACGGUUACUGAGAAACUGAAUUCACCACUUGAUAAUAGUGGCGAAAUUGAUCACACAGAACUUGAUUCAUUAAAUAGUAAGCUGGCUCCUGCUGACGAUUUAAAAAGUCUCCCACUUAUCGACUAGUUCUUUUACAAGUCCUUUUAUUGAUCAACGCACUCUAGGUACAUUUGACGGUCAAUCUCAAAAAUCCUCCAUCUCAGAAGACGGAACAAUGUCAAAUACAUCUGGCUUUGGAUUUGGGCUCCGAUUUGAUCAUGGAUAUGAUGCGCCAAAACCCUCAAAUCGAUUGACUGGGCCCUACAAAGAUGAUGAACUAGAAAGUGUCGAUUUGGUAUUGCCUGAAAGUCGAAACUUCACAGACGUCCAAAAUGGAAUUCAUGCCAUUAUCCAAAACAACAAGCGUAUCACUCCUUUAAGUCACUGGCAGGAUGUUCGCGAAAUCACUUUCAGGAUACGAAGCCAAGAAUUCUCACCGCGGCCUGGAGACACCAUAUCAAUUUUCCCCAAAAACUUUCCUGAGGAUGUCCAGACCCUCAUUGAUUUGAUGGAAUGGAAUGAUGUUGCGGAUAUGAAGUUACACUUCAAGCCAAGAUCACCAGAUUGGUUCGCCGCCAAAAAUUUGGUAUCGUCACCAAAGGAUCUUCAUCUAGUGGAUGACAACCAAACACUACGAGAACUAUUGAUUCAUAAUCUUGACUUUCAAGCUAUUCCCAAGCGUCAUUUUUUCGAAAUUAUGGCGAAUUAUACAGACGACCCGACGCACAAAGCACGUCUCCUCGAGUUUCGGGAUCCUGUCUACACUGACGAACUUUACGACUAUACUACUCGCCCUCGUCGCAGUAUCCUUGAAUGUCUUCAAGACUUCCCGAGCGUCAAGCUUCCAUGGAAAGAUGCCACCACCAUUUUCCCCAUAAUUCGAGCUCGCGAAUUCAGCAUUAGCUCAGGUGGUACCAUGCACAAUGCCCCUGAAGAGUUGAAUAAGGCUGCUAAAAAUGUAAAAGAUUCUAAAAAUUCUAAAGAUGACGAACCUUUGGAUAAACCUGUGAAAAAUUAUAACUUCCAAAUCCUCGUCGCCAUUGUCAAAUACCGCACCGUUCUCCAAAAAGUCCGCAACGGUCUUUGUUCCCGCUAUUUAGCCACCCUUCCUGAAGGAUCAGUUAUCACUAUCAGUUACAGCAGAAACGCAUCUUUCUACAAAGCACCCAAGGCCCUGAAAGGACGUCCUCUCAUCUUGGUUGGUGCAGGGACCGGAAUUGCUCCUCUUCGAUCAUUGAUCCGAGAGCGCGCCAAGCAAAUGAUGUACUCAAAGUGUCAGGGAACAGGAUUCGGCGACGUCCUUCUCAUAUAUGGUGGCCGCAAUCGCGACGCAGAUUACUUUUACGGUACUGAGUGGGAAAAGCUUAAGUCAAAAGUACACGCAAAUCCAGUCUUCUCAAGAGAUGGCCCGCAAAAAGUCUAUGUACAAGAUCAGAUUAGGAAACAAGGACAAGAGAUUGCAGAUCUGUUGACAAAAUACAACGCCCUCAUCUAUGUAUGUGGUAGCUCUGGUGGUAUGCCCAAAGCUGUCAGACUAGCUUUCUUGGGCAUCUUGCAGAAGCAUGGAGAUAUGAGUUUUGAGGAGGCAGGGGAUUUUGUGGCGAAUAUGGAGAAGUCGAAGUUUUAUAUACAGGAGACGUGGUAGAGGGUAGUGGUUGAAGAUCGGGAGCUUGAGUUUAUAGAUUCGGAAUUAGGUUCUCGUGGAUUUCUACAGUUUUACCUAGCCUGCAUUGUCUUGUGAGUUGAUCGAUCGGGGAUGCAUGCUUUUCUUUUACUUCUGCUAUGAAAUUGGGAUGGGUUUAGCAACAUUUGCAGUUGUGUCUAUUAUUUAAUAGAUAACAGAGUAGAUGGAGCUUCAUGACAACAUAUGUAGAUUUAAACACUCUACAUAUACUACUUCUAGUCAUGACUGU
Messenger RNA from Sclerotinia trifoliorum, 3181 nucleotides. The record is from the annotation of a GenBank genome assembly. NCBI's taxonomy places the organism in Eukaryota, Fungi, Ascomycota, Leotiomycetes, Helotiales, Sclerotiniaceae.